This is a messenger RNA of Ricinus communis (castor bean), 1634 nucleotides long. Its product is annotated as proteasome subunit alpha type-6. The record is from RefSeq and is a predicted model, not a curated record. Gene Ontology annotation, biological process: ubiquitin-dependent protein catabolic process. Lineage: Eukaryota; Viridiplantae; Streptophyta; Magnoliopsida; Malpighiales; Euphorbiaceae. Bases 684 to 1424 code for a protein of 246 amino acids. Gene Ontology annotation, cellular component: proteasome core complex, alpha-subunit complex; cytosol; proteasome core complex. The transcript is spliced from 9 exons.
AAGUUGGACUUCACUAGCUUUGAGAACAAUUUGAAGUUUGGUAUGGGCACUUCUUGUCAACAACUUUGUAAAUUUCAAGUUCUUUUUCUGGCAAAGAGGGUUUUGAGACCCAGCUUCUUCCAAUGCUAUAAAGUAUGCAUCAGGGGUGGUUAAAUUGGGAGGAGAAUAAUGUUAGAGAAUCAUAUAGGAAAUAAUAUCAUCAAAAUUAGGAUCAUAAACCUAAUAUACGAAUCAAUGAGUAGCAUUAUCAACAAUUGUUCGAGUCAUGAAGUAAUUUAGAGGGAAUACAAGAAGCAUAUAUGUAUGGGCCGGACUGCAAAAUCUCUUUGGAAAAAAAAGUGUUUCUUUUUUAAUCUUUAAUAAUAAUGGAAUACGGUUGGCAAUUCUUUUGGACUAAUUUACAGAACUUAACAUUUGAUUUAGGUUAAAUACUAUUUGUAUCUUAUCUUAUGAAACUAACUACUGCAUUUUCCCGAUUGCUUAAAUAAAACGACGCUGUUUUAAUGAGAGGGAAAUUUGAGGAGGGUAUUUUAGAGAAUGGACAAAAAAAAUAAAAAAGCUUUCUUGUUCAGCGAGUCAGUCUGGUGAUCAAAACUCAAAUCGAGCUUCGAUUCGUUUCCCUGUUAAAACACAAACGAUUUUAUUAUUUAAGAAGCUCAAAACUAAAACAACGGAAAAACAGAAUGAGUAGAGGAAGCGGAGGUGGCUACGAUCGUCACAUCACCAUUUUCUCUCCUGAAGGUCGUCUCUUCCAAGUCGAAUAUGCAUUUAAGGCAGUGAAGGCAGCUGCAGUAACGUCAAUUGGAGUUCGUGGUAAAGACUCUGUUUGUGUUGUAACUCAAAAGAAAGUUCCGGACAAGCUUUUGGAUCAGACUAGUGUCACUCAUCUCUUCCCUAUUACCAAGUACCUUGGAUUACUUGCUACCGGCAUGACUGCUGAUGCUAGGACUUUGGUGCAACAAGCAAGGAAUGAAGCAGCUGAGUUCCGGUUCAGAUAUGGAUAUGAAAUGCCUGUGGACGUAUUGGCAAGAUGGAUUGCAGACAAAUCUCAGGUUUAUACUCAGCAUGCUUACAUGAGACCCCUGGGAGUAAUUGCUAUGGUUUUGGGUAUUGAUGAGGAGAAUGGGCCUCAACUCUACAAAUGUGAUCCAGCGGGCCACUUUUUUGGUCACAAGGCUACAAGUGCUGGAUUAAAAGAACAAGAGGCUAUCAAUUUCUUAGAGAAGAAAAUGAAAAAUGACCGAGCUUUCACGUAUGAGGAAACUGUGCAGACUGCUAUUUCUGCUUUGCAAUCUGUCCUUCAGGAGGACUUCAAGGCCACCGAGAUUGAGGUGGGAGUUGUCAGAGCAGACGAUCGAGUUUUCAGAGUGCUGUCAACUGAGGAGAUUGAUGAACAUUUGACUGCCAUUAGUGAACGUGACUGAUUUUAUGGAGCAACCAGAGCUCCUUGGACCAGAGAGGAGUCUUCUGGUGGUUGAAGUCGCCAUGACAUGCUUAGCUGAUCACGGACUUCUAGAAGGGGAUAAGAGAGGAUAACUGCUUUUAUUUCAGAUUAUGUUCCCUAUGUUGCUUAUUUUUGUGAAAUUACUAAAUUGUACCCUGGUUUAAUAUGAUUCUACAUUUUUUCCCUUCUC